Messenger RNA from Ipomoea triloba (trilobed morning glory), 2654 nucleotides. Its product is annotated as ABC transporter G family member 14-like. Bases 123 to 2105 code for a protein of 660 amino acids. Gene Ontology annotation, cellular component: membrane. Gene Ontology annotation, molecular function: ATP hydrolysis activity; ABC-type transporter activity; ATP binding. The record is from RefSeq and is a predicted model, not a curated record. The transcript is spliced from 5 exons. NCBI's taxonomy places the organism in Eukaryota, Viridiplantae, Streptophyta, Magnoliopsida, Solanales, Convolvulaceae.
CAAUUCACUUUGGCAAGCCAAGUUAAAAGCACCACUUUAACUUCCUCUCCUUCAUUCCCCACUCAUCAUCCACCCCCAAACUCCCAUCUCUACAACCCAAACUUCUUUGGCUCAGCUUGGCGAUGCCCGCCCUCCACUCCGUAGCGCCAAAGCCCGAGAAUUGUAGUCCUCAGAGUAUGGAUUCAGCGACGACGAACCAGCCUGCAGAUGCUGCACCUGAUGACAAGCCCUGCCUGGCUUACCCUUUGCAGACCAAUACACAAUCCUUCCUUCAAAGAGCCUUGUACCCCAUAGCCUUAAAGUUUGAAGAGGUUGUGUACAAGGUUGGAGGGGAAGACAAGGGAUCAUGCUGCACGGGGAAAUCGAGCACGAGAGAGAAGACGAUUCUGAAUGGAGUGACAGGCAUGGUGUGUCCAGGGGAGAUACUAGCCAUGCUAGGUCCAUCAGGGAGUGGGAAAACCACCCUGCUAACGGCCCUGGGAGGGCGUCUCUAUGGCAAACUAUCGGGGAAGAUCACCUACAACAGCCAGCCGUUUUCUGGCUCCAUCAAGCGCCUAACAGGAUUCGUGGCGCAGGAUGAUGUUCUAUACCCGCAUCUGACAGUGAAAGAAACGCUUCUCUUCACAGCCCUUCUAAGGCUUCCCCAGAGCCUAACCCGGGAGGAGAAAACGCAGCAUGUGGAGAGUGUGAUCACAGAGCUGGGAUUGAGUAGGUGCAGAAACAGCAUGAUUGGAGGGCCACUUUUUAGGGGAAUUUCAGGUGGGGAGAAGAAAAGGGUGAGCAUAGGCCAAGAGAUGCUAAUAAACCCAAGCUUAUUGCUUCUAGAUGAGCCUACUUCCGGGCUCGAUUCCACCACAGCUCUCAGGAUCAUCACCACCAUCAAGCGGCUCGCCAUGGGAGGCAGAACCGUGGUCACCACGAUCCACCAGCCGUCUAGCCGCCUCUACCAUAUGUUCGAUAAGGUCGUCUUGCUUUCAGAAGGCUGCCCUAUCUAUUAUGGCUCUGCACCAAAUGCCCUCGAAUAUUUCUCUUCUAUCGGUUUCUCUACGCCUCUCACUGUCAAUCCAGCUGAUUUAAUGCUUGAUCUUGCUAAUGGGAUAAAACCGGACUCCAGCAAUGUAAUAGAGCAAGGGAACAGCACAGAACAGGAGCGCCAAUCUGUUAGAGAAACUCUCUUAUCUGCUUAUGACAAGAACAUUUCGACAACGUUGAAAACCGAGCUAUGCAAUCUGGAUUCCCACAGCUACAACUAUGCAGUGGAUGCUUCUAGAAGAUCUCAAGCAAAAGGAGAUCAGUGGUGCACAAGCUGGUGGCAUCAAUUCAAGGUCCUCCUUAUGAGGGGGCUGAAAGAGAGGAGAUAUGAUGCCUUCAACAGGCUAAGGAUCUUCCAAGUCAUAAGCGUCGCUUUUCUUGCCGGGCUUUUAUGGUGGCGCACUCCAACUUCCCACAUUGCAGACCGAGUCGCAAUGCUAUUCUUUUUCGCUGUGUUUUGGGGCUUCUACCCACUCUACAAUGCAGUUUUCACAUUUCCUCAGGAAAGAAGAAUGCUAAUCAAAGAAAGAUCCUCAGGAAUGUACCGCCUCUCGUCCUACUUUCUGGCGAAAACAGUGGGAGAUUUGCCACUAGAAUUGGCAUUACCAACAGCAUUCACCUUCAUCCUAUACUGGAUGGGAGGGCUCAAAGCCGAGCCUCUCACCUUCACCCUAUCCCUUCUAAUAGUCCUCUUCAGCGUCCUCGUUUCCCAGAGCCUUGGACUGGCGUUUGGCGCAAUUCUCAUGGAUGUAAAACAAGCCACGACGCUAGCAUCAGUCACAACGCUAGUCUUCCUGAUAGCGGGGGGAUACUAUGUUCAGCAAAUCCCCCCAUUCAUUCUUUGGCUCAAAUACUUGAGCUACAGCUUCUACUGCUUCAAGCUCCUCCUCGGGGUUCAGUACAACGAUAACGACUACUACGAGUGCUCGAAAGGACACUACUGCCGCGUUGCAGAGUUCGCCGCUGUCAAAGCUGUAGGCUUCAACCAUUUGUGGGUGGAUGUGUCCAUUAUGGCAAUGAUGCUCGUGGGCUACCGGUUUAUCGCCUACCUAGCACUCCACCGUGUUCGAUGAAGCCCAUCAGCAUCAGCAGAAAAGACGAUAAUAACAACACUCUCAACAAAGAAGCCAGUUAGAAGACGAGUUUUACAUCCCUUCAAACUGAUCAGUAAUAAUGUAGAACUUAGGUUAUAAAUUAUAAUCCCCCCCAUUGCCAGAUUUUGAUCAUAUACCCCACCCCCCCCAAAAAAAAAAAUUAGGAUUCCACAAUCACUCUGGCAAUGACUUUACAUCAGACUGACCCAAAAGCUCAACUGUUCUGUGAAAUAAACCAGUUGUUAUAAACAGAACAAAGAUGCAUAAUGCUGUGAUAAAGUAAAAGAUGGGAAUCCACUAACCUUGAAGCCUCAAGUCAUGAAGUGCUCAGCAUAUCUGCACUCAGAAUCCUUGUGGGGUCUCUGAAAUCACACAAAAACUGCUUUAAAGUAAUAAGUUUUCACAUUUCCAUUGACUGCAUAAAGAGAGAGCAUUUCCCACAAAUGACUCAUUAGUUUAGUUCUGUCUAGAUGAUGUCUCCCUACUUUUAUGAAUAAUCUUCUCCCUAAUUCCAUGUUUUUUUCUCUA